CUGGGGUCCUUUUGUAAGGUUCACCUCUGACGUCACGGCCCCGCCCACUCAAGUUCUGUUUGAUCGCUGCGCGCUGUUGACAGAGAGCUGCCGCGAGCUCGUGCUUGGAGGCGAUUAUACGGCGUUAAGCGGCAGCGGGCUGUCGUUAUUCGGUUACCGGGGGGCUCGGUGGGUUAUCACUUUAAACAUGUUCACCUAACCCAUCUUGAGCGGUAGUAAUGCGCUCACGAGUUCGUGAGGCGGCCGAUUGUCAUUUUGACUUAGCUCGCGUUCGCUUAGCCGCCACAGGCUAAUUAAUUAAGCUAUAGUGUGAGGUAAAUAUCCACUCCAAAUCAUCGAAGACGGGACAAAAACGCCACAACGCGUCUAGAACGCAAACCUACAGCGAGGACCAGUGCUGUUUCGUCGUAUUGAAUGAACGCGAGGGAUUAACGGCAGGUGGAGCUGUGACGAUUGUGUCUGUAAGAACGUCGCACAGCAUGCAAGGAAACUGAGAAGACACUCGUUCAACAUGACGUCCUCCCCGCCCUCAUCUCAGCCAUAGGAACACACACACACACACACGCGCAGAAGAACACACACAUCACACUACAGCCCCAGGGUUUGUGAGGUGUGCGCUUUGAGGGAUCAUGUCUGUGGUCUUCACACCCGACGGGAUGGAGGAGGGCGAUGGCUCUCUGUCCACCGACGCUUCCGCAGGCAUCCAUGGCAAAAGCAGCCCGUCGGCGCCCGCUAAAGACACCAACGCCGACAGCACAGAACCAGACGACAACCUCUCCCAGGAUGCACAGCGACGCUGUCAGAAUCACGGCCACACUAGGAAACGAGCCAAGUCGAAUGCAAAGCUCAAGCUGGUGAGGAGUCUUGCAGUUUGUGAAGAAUCUUCAGGGCCGUUUUCAACCGACGGUCCUCUAGAAUCACAGGACGUCAUUCAGCUUCACAUCAGCUGUCCAUCGGAUAAAGAGGAGGAGAAAUCCUCGAAAGACGAGUACGAGAAUGAGGAAAGGGAAAAGAAGGAUAAAACUCCACGCAAGAUGCUCUCGCGUGACUCCAGUCAGGAAUACACUGAUUCCACAGGGAUCGAUGUGCACGAGUUCCUGGUGAACACACUGAAAAACAACCCCAGAGACAGAAUGAUGCUGCUCAAGCUGGAACAGGAUAUCCUGGAUUUCAUUAAUGAUGAGAAUAAUCAGUAUAAGAAGUUUCCUCAAAUGACCUCAUAUCAUCGCAUGCUGCUGCAUCGGGUCGCUGCCUACUUUGGCAUGGAUCACAACGUGGACCAAACCGGCAAAGCGGUCAUCAUCAACAAGACCAGCAACACACGCAUCCCCGAGCAGAGGUUCUCUGAGCACAUUAAAGAUGAGCGCAACAUGGACUUCCAGAAGAAGUUCAUCCUGAAGCGAGACGAUGCCAGCAUGGAUAAAGACGAUAAUCAGAUCCGGGUACCGCUGCAAGACGGCCGCCGCAGCAAGUCCAUCGAGGAGCGAGAGGAGGAGUACCAGCGCGUCAGAGAUCGCAUCUUUGCACGAGAAUCCUCACAGAAUGGAUACAUCAUUGAUAACAGGGGUAACAGGGAAAGCUCCAGCCGGGCCUCCAGCAGUCGCCAGAGCAGCACCGACAGCGAUAUGAAGAGCCUGGAGCCGCGUCCGUGGAGCAGCACAGACUCGGACAGCUCCAACCGUACGCUCAGACCUCCGGUCACCAAAGCCAGCAGCUUCAGCGGCAUCUCCAUCCUCACGCGUGGAGACAGUCUGGGCAGCGCCAGGGGCUCCCGCACAGGUCUUCCCACAGUCACUCUGGACGUUUGUACCCCAGCUCAGCCGCUCCAGCAGAGCCGCGGGCUCCUGCCGUGUCCCCCGAACUGCCCCUCCGGAGCCCCUCAGACCCCGAGCCAACCGGCCCCUCCGCCGCUGCUGCCGACCCCAACUCACACACACACACACUCUCACACACACACUCACACACAGCACGCCAUCAGCGCGCACAAUCACAUGCUGCCUCAGCCGUCUGCGCAGGCUGUGUCUUACUCAAACCCUUCGUGCCCUCAGGUCAUCUUGCCUGUUUCUCCUUCCCAGCAGUACAACAUGGGAGAUGAGUUGACUCCAGGUUUUGGGCAGAUGUCUCUCAGCCGUCAGAGCUCCAGCGAGGCACCUGAGCCACCCAGCCUAUACCAGCCUCAGCCCGCCGUGCCUGUAGCUAAUGAGAGUCAGUCUGUGGUGCAGCAGCAGUACCAGCAGCCCGUCAUGAUUCCCGCCAGUCAGUCUGUACAGGGAGCCAUGCCGACCGCGGCACCCAUGCCCGUCUACUACAGCUGGCUGACCCAUGGAUGUGUUGUAGGGGUUCCUCCUCCUGGUCCUGGUGUGAUGGUAAUGCAGCUCAGCGUCCCAAACGGACCGCAGCCGACCCAGAAUCCUCCGCUGGUGCAGUGGAACCCCUGCAAGUACUACAGCAUGGAGCAGAGACCCAGCAACCCCGAGCCGCAGGUCAGCACUCAGCUCAGCAGUCCGCUGGCGUCUCCCACACAGUCUCCGGCUCCCUCUCCGUCUGGCACCGUGUGUCCGGGUCUCGGCCCGCUGCCUCUCAUCUCUCAGUUUCCUCGGCCCGGCGGGCCAGCACAAGUGAAGAAAGAUCUGAGAAUCUGUCCUGUGCCACUGAAGAUCGGAGCCAGCUUGAAGAAAGAUCUGAGAAUCUGUCCUGUGCCACUGAAGAUCGGAGCCAGCUGUCACAAGCCGAGGAGUCAGGGAGGGAUGAAGCACGGAGCGCGGGGGAAAAGACAAACGCUCAAAUCUGCCUCUACAGACCUGGGAACUACUGACGUGGUGGUGAGUCGGGUGCUGGAGGUGACCGACCUCCCCGAGGGCAUUUCUCGUCCAGAGGCCGAGAAGCUCUUCAACCAGCUCUCGCUCUGCGGCGCCAAGAUCCAGUGGCUGAAGGACCCUCAGUGUCCCCGGGGCCCCGGCGGCGGACGGGGAGACGCCAGCGACCCGGCUCACCUCUACACCGUGGUGGCUGUGUUCCCCAACACAAUGGCGGCCCAGAGCGCCUCCUUCAAACUCAACAACAGCGGCGGGAGUUUGUUCAAACUGCGCGCCACCAAAAAGAACUAUGACUUGCGCGUGCUGGAGCGAGCGAGCUCGCAGUGAGUCGGGAGAGAGAGAGAGGAAGUCGGAGAUGUCAAAGGGAAGAGAUCAUCCUGGUGUUCCUUAGGGAUCUUUUUUAUUGUUUUGUAUCAUUAACCGAAGAGCACAUAUGACACAGAAGCGUGUUGCGUUGUGUGUAUCGUAUGACGCACACACACACACACACACACACACACACACUCAUAAACACAAGUGGACGUCUUAAA
Messenger RNA from Sinocyclocheilus rhinocerous, 3346 nucleotides. RefSeq names its product R3H domain-containing protein 2-like. The record is from RefSeq and is a predicted model, not a curated record. The coding region runs from base 630 to 3143 and encodes 837 amino acids. Gene Ontology annotation, molecular function: nucleic acid binding. The transcript is spliced from 23 exons. NCBI's taxonomy places the organism in Eukaryota, Metazoa, Chordata, Actinopteri, Cypriniformes, Cyprinidae.